AGUUUUGGUUCUGUAUUUGUACUGUAACUGUACAGGUUACUGACGGCGACAUCUCAUCUGAAACUUAGUUAUGCAGUUACUGAUUAAAUCCAGUCUUAGACUCUGGACUGCAGGGUUUAGGUUUGCUGACUCCAGCUUGUCCCUGAAAACCUAUUAGGUUGAGUUUAAAGGGUGUAACAGCUAUAAAAGAGAAGUUGAUGAUAAUGCACAGUCAUCCGAAGCUGAGAAGUCAUGUUUCACCUUUAAUAUUAGGUUUCGAACCGUUUGGUGAACAUGCGGUUAAUGCCAGCUGGGUGGCAGUACAGGAGCUGAAGAAACUGGGUUUAGGUGACGAUAUAAACCUUCACGUUGCUGAAGUUCCUGUGGAGUAUCAGGCGGUCCAGAAUCUUCUACCGUCUCUGUGGAAACAGCACCUCCCACAAUUAGUUGUCCAUGUUGGAGUUUCCGGGAUGGCCACCACAGUAACACUGGAACAGUGUGGUCAUAACCAGGGUUACAUGCGGCUUGACAACUGCAGGUUCUGUCCUGAGUCCCGCUGCUGUAUGGAGGGAGGGCCGGACUGCAUUCAUUCUGUCAUAGACAUGGACACGGUCUGUAAGAGAGUCAACUCCUCUGGGCUUGGGGUCUCCGUGUCUGUAUCGAAGGACGCUGGCAGGUAUCUGUGUGACUACACCUACUACACGUCACUGUUUCUGGGCGAGGGCAGAUCUGCGUUUGUACAUGUGCCUCCUCUGGGGAAGCCGUACAGCGCGGUGGAGCUCGCUCGUGCCCUCAGAGCUGUCGUCCUGGAGAUGCUUGAACUGAUGGAGCACAACAAGGGAAAGAAACACUGUCUGCACGACCUGUGAGAACGCGGGGCGAGUCUCAUACGCUCUUGUUUGGAUUCAAGAGUUCAUGCACAUGUGAAGACAUCAAUAUCUCAACUUGUGUGCUUCCUACAAGGAGCGUUCAGCUGCUUUGAGAAUCAACGUGCGUGCUAAACUCAAUGCUGUGGCUGAGCACAAAACAUUAGGAAAGCACUUUAAUGGGGUAUACUUGAAACAUGCAGAGAUGUUUGGUAUUAUGCAUAAAAUAGACGUCUUACUAAUGUGAAAACCAUGUCGAAACUAUGUAUUUCUUCAAAAAGGAUUUAUUUAAACAGUCAAGGCUGAACUAGUGUUGUCUCUCACCAUCUUGUUUUUAAUAUUCAUUAUUCAUCAGAUUAAGUGGCAACACAUUACAAUAAGGUUUAAUUUGCUAACAUUAACUAACAUGAACUAAGAAUGAACAAUACUUCUACAGCAUUUAUUAAUCUUAGUUAACUAAUACAUUUACUAAUAGAUUUUUAUCUCAAAUGUUGUAUCUGUUUACAUUAGUUAACACACUGUGAACUAACAUGAAAAAAGGUUAAUAAAUGCUGAAAAAAUAUAAUGCUUAUUGUUAGUUAACGCAUUAACUAAUGUUAACAAAAGAGACCUUAUUGUAAAGUGUUACAGUCUGUAGUAUUAAGCGUUUCAAACCAGGGUCAUUAUAGUUAAAAAAAAAAACACACACAAUUCAAAAUAUUAAUAAAAAACUAUAAUAGUAUCUCAAUGAUACUAAACUUCACUCUAUCAUCUGCAGCUUUCAAAUAUACCCCAAAUACAGAGAGUAUAAGUUUCACAGUUUAUAUUCUCACAGCAGGUGCAAAGGCUGGUUUAAAAUUAUGACAAAAUAAAAACAAUGGUCUGCCUGCUGGACAAUGAUAUCAAGACAUAAUAACUAUGUCUGUCUGGUUGUAUCUUUAGGAUACAAGCAUCAAACCUAACUGUACGAUCCAAAUGUGUUUUUCCACUAUUUUAUGUACACAUAAAGAUGCCUGAUGCCUUUUGAGUAAUCCAAGGUCUAAUGACAUCAGCGGUUUGGCUUUUGUUAAUUAUAUGAAAUGUGAAAUCGUAAGAUGAUUGUAAGGUGAUGUCUGUCUUCUCUCAGUGGACGUUCUUUGAGAUUUUCUCCUUGUAUUGCUUUCACACUCUUUGCAAAAUGCUGGAAUUUUGGACUUUGUAGAAUUUUGGUCCAAACAAAUGCUUAUAUUAUAUUAUAUUAUAUUAUAAUGGCUCAGUCCAUUAUAUGAUUUUAUAAAAUGUAAUUUGAAUUGCAUAUGACUUGGUUUUAAUUUUCUUUCUUUAGCUUGUAGCUUGUUUUUCUAAGGUUUUUACUGGAAUUUGAGUUUUUAAUUACAACAUAGUGCACCAAACAGAUUAUACUGUGAAUCGUCAUUAUUUUAAUGUUGCAUUUCCUUGUUUCCACUGAUCAGUUUUAUUGUAUUAAGUGUUCUGACAUCUGUUAAAGUGGCCAUUAUUAUGUAUACAUUAAUAUUCCCACAUUCUGGUGGACACUGUUUUGUUUUCUUUUUAUGUUUUUGUUUCUUUUUUUUUUUUCUUUUUUUUUUUUUACAAACUGUAGCUCUUAAUAAAUGAUUUCUGCCUUA
Molecule: messenger RNA, 2449 nt
Organism: Ctenopharyngodon idella (grass carp)
Lineage: Eukaryota; Metazoa; Chordata; Actinopteri; Cypriniformes; Xenocyprididae
Gene: pgpep1
Product: pyroglutamyl-peptidase I
Exons: 5
Coding region: 198-848 (216 amino acids)
Biological process (GO): proteolysis
Cellular component (GO): cytosol
Molecular function (GO): pyroglutamyl-peptidase activity
Source: RefSeq, a predicted model, not a curated record